AUGGCCACAGAAACAAUCCUUGAAGAGGAGGACGAUGCCUGGUCAUAUAGCUUCCCGCCUUCAACCGAAUCAUUGACUGACGUCACCAAUCAACAACCGCAAUUAUACAAAUCAAAUACUCAGAGGGAUGUCUCACCAACAAGACCACAAAUAAUCAAAAACGGAUCAGCAGUCUUGAUUGAACCCCAUGGUAAAUUGAAACAAGUAGAUCAAGUAGUCUGCCAAGAUUCUGGAAGACUACGAUCUACAAUCUCAUUACAAUCUAAUGCAUUGGCAAAAGCAGCACCGCUUGAUCCGUUGACCACCAAGGAAGAUGCCAAUUCAAUAAUAUCAAAGGAAGGAGCCACACAAGGAAAUGAGGAAGAUCCUGCUGGCCUCGCUUCCCCUCCCAGAUUCCUAAAGGAACUACAGGAAUUGGACCAGAUCACUACUAAUGUCGCCAACAAUGUUCCUCUGAGUGCCAAGUCUUUAGAAUCUAAGAAGGAAAACACCUUACCCACACCAUCUCCCAAGAUCAUCGCUUAUAGGAAAUCCAAAAGAACAAUAAGCGAAGGAAACUUCGAUCUGGUUAUAGAAUCACCACCGGCCACGCCAACCACUCCUAAAUACGAUACCAGGCUUUACGUUGAUGAAACUUUCCGCGACACUAGUUAUAGGUAUGCCAGUUUGAAGCGGAAUGUUGAUUUUCACCUGUUGUUUAUAAGAUUGGACUUGACUGAUCGAUUAUUAGACGAUUAUGCGUGUGCCUUAAGUCGAGAGAUUCUUUUGCAGGGAAGAAUUUACAUUAGUGAAAGCUAUAUUUGUUUCAAUUCAAACUUGCUUGGUUGGGUGACUUCACUUGUGUUGACUAUGGAUGAAAUUGUCGGGUUUGAAAAGAGAAGCACUGCUGGGUUGUUUCCUAACGGGAUUGGGAUCGAAACUAACGAUGCAAAGCAUGUAUUUGCCAGUUUUAUAUCGAGGGAUGCAACAUUUGAAUUAAUGACCACUGUAUGGCUGAAAGCAACUGGGAGAAAGAAUAAGCUAGAAAGCGAAAAGUCUCAGCUGCAAGAUCAAGAUCAAUGCAAGAACGACGGUGAUCAGUCGAGCAUUAGAAGUUGUGAUUCUCAUGCAUCUUCGAAGAUUGAAUCAUACAUAAUGACAAUUGAUGGUGAUGACGAGCCUCGGCUGAAAUCUCGCCUUACCGAAGAACAAAUUCUUUCAUCCGAUUUUGAAAGCAGCGACGAAGAAGAGGAAGCUGGGGAUGAAUCUCUGGUUGCUCUGUCUAAAAAGCAAAAGGUCAUUGGAGGAACAAAGAUAUUGAAACUUAAACCAGACUCUCCGUACGAAAAUAAUGGCCCAGAUAGUCACCUUCCAACAUUGGCAUCAUUUGAAAAGUAUCCCACCGAAGUAGAAAUCCUUGAUGAAGUAAUUGACGCUCCCUUAGGAAUAGUAUUUUCCAUAUUAUUUGGCACCAAUACAAAAUUCCAAGUUUCAUUCCUUGAAUCUCAUGAUGGAUCAGAAAUAUCCCCAUUUGACAAAUUCACACCUUCGGAACAAGAUCCAUCCAUUUUAGAACGAAAAUACACUUAUCGACGUGCAUUAGGAUACUCCAUAGGACCAAAGUCUACUCGAUGCGAAGCAAUUGAAACCAUUGAACAUUUAGAUCUUGCUGAUUACGUAAUUGUUUUAGUAACUACCACCACUCCGGAUGUUCCCCUGGGUGGAUCUUUCAAAGUUAAGACCAGAUAUGCUUUUUCGUGGGCUGCUGAUAAUAAAACUAGCGUAAUGAUAUCGGUCUAUAUUGAGUGGACGGGUAAAUCCUGGGUCAAGGGAAUCAUUGAAAAACUGUCAAUUUCUGGUCUGACAUCAACCAUUAAAGAGAUGCUUGAGGAAUUGAGAAAAGAAAUCCAAGAACAGACAUACACUGUGGAAGGACCACCAGUAAUCAAGGCAGUUACUCCCAAGAAACCUAAGAAGAUUAAGACAAUUGAACCGAAGGUUUCCAUUGCUAAGUUUUCCACUAAUGAAUUCUUCAAGAACAAUAUUGUUACUGUAUGUUAUCUUAUCCUUUCAUUCUUGAUCCUUCUUUUAGUGUUGCAAUUGCGUUUGUUUGUGAUUGUUAAUGAAACAAAUGAAAUUUCAAGGGCACAAUUAAUGCUCAAUUCCCAAUUGACAUAUGCAUUACUGAGAUUACAACAGGAUAAGAAUCGCGACGGUUCCAUUGAUAAGCAAAUCAGGGAAAUGAGCAAUGACGAAAAGAAUCCACUUUGGGAAUGGACAGUUAAGAAGUUUGGCAAACAGUUGAGUCCCAUUGAGAAGGUUGAAUUCUUGACUUAUCAAUUACAAAAUGUAUAUAAAGAUGAUGGCAGUGCCAGCCAAGAUUACAGUUUUAAUGAUAUCAAGCAAAAGAUUCGAAAUUUUGAAUAUCCUGAAUUUCUUAAUAUUGAAAACUUACGCAGAAAUAUCCAAGAUUUAUUAUAA
Spathaspora passalidarum NRRL Y-27907 is the source of this 2460-nucleotide messenger RNA. RefSeq lists its product as uncharacterized. Gene Ontology annotation, cellular component: endoplasmic reticulum membrane; cortical endoplasmic reticulum; endoplasmic reticulum-plasma membrane contact site. Gene Ontology annotation, biological process: intracellular sterol transport. Lineage: Eukaryota; Fungi; Ascomycota; Pichiomycetes; Serinales; Debaryomycetaceae. Gene Ontology annotation, molecular function: sterol transfer activity; sterol binding. The record is from RefSeq and is a predicted model, not a curated record. The transcript has a single exon. Bases 1 to 2460 code for a protein of 819 amino acids.